Messenger RNA from Nematolebias whitei (Rio pearlfish), 1319 nucleotides. RefSeq names its product carbohydrate sulfotransferase 3-like. Bases 1 to 1287 code for a protein of 428 amino acids. Gene Ontology annotation, molecular function: N-acetylglucosamine 6-O-sulfotransferase activity; chondroitin 6-sulfotransferase activity. Gene Ontology annotation, cellular component: Golgi membrane. Lineage: Eukaryota; Metazoa; Chordata; Actinopteri; Cyprinodontiformes; Rivulidae. The record is from RefSeq and is a predicted model, not a curated record. Gene Ontology annotation, biological process: N-acetylglucosamine metabolic process; carbohydrate metabolic process. The transcript has 2 exons.
AUGAGGAUCAAAUACACCAUGCCCAUCGUCUUCUUCGUGGCGCUUGUCGUCAUCGAGAAAGAGAACAAGAUAAUCUCAAGGGUGUCAGAUAAAAUCACGUCAAAGCACACCCCACAAGACCCUCCGCAGCCAGAUGUUUUCUCCCACCUUCUGCUGAAGCGCAAUGCCUCCUUCCCUUUGCUCGGCAAGGACUUUGUGCUGAUGAAGCGGCGCCUGGAGAACUACAGCGAGGUGAUGAAAAGGGGAAGGCAACAUGUGCUCCUGUUGGCCACCACCAGGACUGGCUCCUCAUUUGUAGGCGAGUUUUUCAACCAGCAGGGUGACAACAUGUUUUACCUGUUUGAGCCACUGUGGCACGUGGAGAAGAUGUUGACUUUGGAGACCGGGGGCACCAACGCUACAGCUUCGGCCAAGGCGUACCGUGACGUGCUCCAGCAGCUCUUCCUGUGUGACUUUUCCUUGCUGGAAAGUUUCAUCGACCCCCUUCCUGUGAACCACAUCACUACGGCUCUUUUUCGCAGGGAAUCCAGCAUCUCUCUGUGUGAGGAGUCCAUCUGCAGCCCUUUCGUCAAGGGAGUCUUUGAGCGCUACCACUGCAAGACAAGACGAUGCGGACCCCUGAACCUGACAAUGGCGUCCAAGUCUUGCCUGAACAAGAAACACAAGGUUAUCAAGUCUGUUAGGGUACGCCAGCUUGAGAAUCUGCGUCCGUUAGCCGAGGAUCCACGUCUUGACGUUAGAUUCAUCCAGCUAGUUCGGGACCCUCGGGCUGUAUUGGCCUCACGCAUGGUGGCAUUCGCUGCCAAGUACAAGAACUGGAAGGAGUGGGCUAUGGGUGGAAAUGUGUCCCUUGAUUUUGCUGAGGUGAUGAAGCUGAAGGGUAACUGCGACAACAUCAGACUGUCUGCAGAGGUUGGCCUCAGACAGCCACCUUGGCUGCGCGGCCGCUACAUGUUGGUGCGCUACGAGGACAUCGCUCGGUUUCCCAUGAGAAAAGCAACAGAGAUGUACAGGUUUUCUGGGAUCCCCUUCACCCCGCAAGUCAAAUCCUGGAUUCUGAAGAACACCCAGGCCUCUAGGGAGACCAGCGGAGUGUACUCCACACAGAAAAACUCCUCAGAGCAAGUAGAGAAAUGGAGGUUCAGCCUGCCGUUUAAGAUAGCCCAGGUUGUACAGAGAGUUUGUGGGCCAACGUUGAAGCUGUUUGGCUACAAAUUUAUCAGCAGUGAAAAGAUGCUAACAGACAAAUCUAUAAGUCUGAUUGAGGAUAAAGGGUUUACAUUUUGAUGAAAUUAAACAGGAUCCAUGCUGGAUUUUGA